UCUGUCAGCGCAGAUUGAAUCAAAUAUAAACAAAUCGCCAAGUGAAUUCUUUUCGGUCAAAUUUAGGAAGUUUUUGUGAACAUUUCGCUUAAAAUACAAUGUUUAUUACAAACAUUUUGCUGAAGAAGGCAAAGAGCAAAAAUGUGCUGGUGCUGAUGGAGAGUGCCGUCAGCGGGCACCAGUUCACCAAGAUUCGCGAGCGGCUGGCCGACAAGCUGGAACUGAUCCGGUUCGAUCCGUACAUCCAGCGCAACAGUCUUUACAAGGAGCGAAAGCGUGUUAGGAGUUUGAACUAAAUGUCGCUGUUGUAAUAUAAAUGUUAGAAGAGAUGGAUUAAAA
Messenger RNA from Culex quinquefasciatus (southern house mosquito), 339 nucleotides. RefSeq names its product 39S ribosomal protein L33, mitochondrial (gene mRpL33). Lineage: Eukaryota; Metazoa; Arthropoda; Insecta; Diptera; Culicidae. The record is from RefSeq and is a predicted model, not a curated record. Bases 99 to 296 code for a protein of 65 amino acids. The transcript has 3 exons. Gene Ontology annotation, biological process: translation. Gene Ontology annotation, cellular component: mitochondrion.